AUGGAUCAAAACGGGUUUGUCAAGGACGACAAAUCGUACGGCACGAUCGAAAAGCAAUAUGACUACCUUCGAAUGCCCAAGAGCAAGUACCACAACCCCGAACUCGCCUCGGCCGAACAAGAAGUUCUCGACCAACUCUACCGCGGCUGGCUGCACUACUGGAACCACGAGUCGCGCGCGGACUACCACAACGGCAUGGCCGGGGCCCGGCGGUUCUACGACUUCCCCGAAAUGCUCAGCUACGACAUGUUCGGCAACACGAUCCGCGGCAACUUCAACGAGCACUUCGAGUCCAUCUUCCCCUACUGGAACGACGGCUACAUGGAGUUCAAGGACCUGGAGAUCACGGCCGUCUCGCCCACCUUUGCAUACUCGACCAUGAUCCAGCAUACGUGGGGCACGGCUGGCGGGGUCCCCUUCGACACGGCAUUCAGACGUACAGGGCUGGCGCACAAGAGUCCCGAGGAUGGCAAGUGGCGCUGGAUUCAUGAGCAUUUGUCGUUCCCGGUCGACAUGAAGACGCAGAAGGGGGAUUUUACGGCCUCGUUGGAUCCGGGUAAGGGGUUUAAAUUGUCUUAG
This is a messenger RNA of Capronia epimyces CBS 606.96, 579 nucleotides long. RefSeq lists its product as uncharacterized. NCBI's taxonomy places the organism in Eukaryota, Fungi, Ascomycota, Eurotiomycetes, Chaetothyriales, Herpotrichiellaceae. The record is from RefSeq and is a predicted model, not a curated record. Bases 1 to 579 code for a protein of 192 amino acids. The transcript has 3 exons.